Notechis scutatus (mainland tiger snake) is the source of this 5441-nucleotide messenger RNA. Lineage: Eukaryota; Metazoa; Chordata; Lepidosauria; Squamata; Elapidae. The record is from RefSeq and is a predicted model, not a curated record.
GGUUUGCGCCUCCCUCUCUGGGCAGGGUUUCCUCGCUUUUUCCUCCGCGCUUCUUUUCCUCUUGUUUGUGCCGAGGCGGCUGUCAGAUUCGCCUCUUGCACGCCCGAAAGCGGCUGGUGCAGGAGCCGCUGAGCGCCUUUGCGCUCCCUCUCGCGUUUGCCUGCCAGCUGCAGCCACUUUGCCCGGGAACCCGCCGACCUUUCAAGGAGGAUUGCAACGCCCUUGCCCCGCGCCCGCUGAAGAAGGGGGCGCGCGAUCUGCAGCCUAGCCCCGCGGGGGCUCGGGCUGCCGUUUGCACGCCCUCCUUGCACCCCCUUUUGCACGAGGCGCCUUCUGGCGUUUUCCAUGUGCGCGCGCGCGGGGACUCCAGGAAGAUGCCUGUCUGGAAACUUUAAGCAGCGUCAGGGAAAUUGUGGCGGAUUCUGACCGGGCAGCAACCUUGGUGUCCCUCUAGUGGGAUCGCGUUGUUGUCCCGCCGGGGCAUCCGGGGCUCGAGCUAGCGGACGAUGAGCCGAGGCUUCGUUGGCCUCUUCUCAGACCCAUCUCUCGGCCUCCGAAGCCCGAGCAACGGCCGGCAAACUUCCUCCGUCUUUUGAUAGCUUUCUGCUCACGUCCCUCCCCUCCCCGCGGCUCUCUCCAACCCAGGGAAACCGAGCUUUUGCAGGCAAGUGGAAUUGGCCGAAGGAAACCGGCCGGCAGCCUCUGUUCGCAUCCCUGCGAUGGGAAGUACGGUCAUGGAUGCCAAGAAGAAGGAUGCCUCGUCUGGUAAGAAGAAGGACGCUGGACAGAAGAGACGCAUGCUGCGCGUUCACAUCCCCUUUCCUCUUCAUUGUCAUGACCUCCUUGGAAGAGAAGACAGUGACGCUGAUGAAGUGUCAUCCAAUGAUCUCAGUUCCUUUGCCAUGCCGUUCCUGGAUGGAGAUAUGGAUGGGUCUGAGAAACAUGCUUCGCGAAAGACAGAAGACAGCUACAAUUCAGGGAGCCCCUCCAAAGGAAUCUUCUCAAAGGGGUUCCAGAACCGACCUUCCAGUCCGUCUUCGGCUCCUGUCAAGUCUAAACAUAGUCCAGGCUCACCCAAAACGGUGUUUCCCUUCCCAUACCAGGAAUCACCACCUCGCUCCCCUCGACGCAUGAGCUUCAGUGGGAUUUUCAGGUCGUCUUCAAAAGACUCUUCCUCCUCUGGCUCUAACCCUUCCACCUCCCCUGGAGGAAUCAAGUUCUUCUCCAGAUCAAGAAAAACGUCUGGGCUUUCCUCUUCACCAUCAACUCCCACCCAGGGAACCAAGCAGCCAGCAUUUCCACUUGAAUGCUACAGACAUGAACCGGAAAGGCUAGAAACACGGAUUCACACCCCCUCUUCUCCUCCAGAUACUGGCCAAAGAUUUAGCCUGCCUCCAGGGCAGGGUGCUGCCAAGCCACCCUCUCCAACACCUGUCUGUUGUGUUACCUCAAAAGUAGCAGGGCAGCCUCAGUCCCCGGCCGCUUCCGAAGGGAUGCUGGAGAAACUGGAGCUCGAGGAUGAAGCUGUUGGAGAAUCAGAAAGUGAUAUCUACAUGCGAUUCAUGAAGUCACAUAAGUGUUACGAUAUUGUUCCAACAAGCUCAAAGCUUGUGGUUUUUGAUACUACACUACAGGUAAAGAAAGCUUUCUUUGCUUUAGUGGCAAAUGGUGUUCGAGCAGCUCCACUGUGGGAGAGUAAAAAACAAAGCUUUGUAGGAAUGUUAACUAUUACAGAUUUCAUUAAUAUACUGCAUAGAUACUACAAGUCUCCAAUGGUACAAAUCUACGAACUGGAGGAGCACAAAAUUGAAACAUGGAGAGAGCUUUAUUUGCAAGAAACCUUUAAACCCUUGGUGAAUAUUUCACCUGAUGCAAGCCUUUUUGAUGCUGUGUAUUCAUUGAUCAAAAACAAAAUCCACAGAUUACCAGUUAUUGAUCCUGUGAGUGGAAAUGCACUUUAUAUACUUACCCAUAAAAGAAUACUCAAAUUUCUCCAGCUUUUUGUGUCAGAAAUGCCAAAGCCUGCCUUCAUGAAGAAAAAUCUGGAUGAACUUGGAAUAGGAACUUACCAUAAUAUUGCCUUUAUACAUCCAGACACUCCUAUCAUUAAAGCCUUGAAUAUAUUUGUAGAUAGAAGGAUAUCAGCACUACCUGUUGUGGAUGAGUCAGGAAAAGUUGUAGAUAUUUAUUCCAAAUUUGAUGUUAUAAAUCUUGCUGCUGAAAAAACUUAUAAUAACUUAGAUAUCACAGUGACACAAGCUCUCCAACAUCGCUCUCAGUAUUUUGAAGGUGUUGUGAAAUGUAAUAAGCUGGAAACGCUGGAGACAAUUGUGGAUCGGAUAGUUAAAGCUGAGGUUCAUCGGUUGGUGGUUGUGAAUGAAACUGAUACUAUUGUUGGUAUCAUCUCCCUCUCUGACAUCCUCCAAGCAUUAGUGCUUACACCAACAGGCGCCCGGCAAAAGGAGAGUGGAACUGAAUGACUGCUUUGAACAGAACCACCGUGGAAAGAAGAAUUCGAAUAAAGUGGCUGGGUCAUCAUUGCCUCAAGAACAUUGAUGGCAGUAGAGAAGAGUCAAGUGAUGAUGAGAAUGUGUGUGUAUUAGGCUAAGUGAUGGAUAGUCUAUUAUUUUCCAGUGACUGUCGCAAAACAAGCAGCAUGACAAAAAGCUUCUGUAUUUAAUGCAGGCUUGCAUUUCAACAUGUUUGCCAAAAGAUUUCACCUGAUAUCCAUCUCAAAUGCACUGGAAAAGAAUAGCAUUUAAUGUUAUGUUUUAAUCUGAUGCAAGUCAUUGGUCAGCAACAGAUCUCCGACAUAAGGCAAGUGUAUGGCAUAUUCAUAUCAGAGUGCCUUAUGUCAAAAAGCCAACAAUAUGUCAUCACUGUUGCCCAUCAUAGUAAAAGAACGUGCUCUGUGAAACAAGACACUGUAUUGAAAAUUCAAAUUGCUAAGCCUAAAACCAAAUCAAUUUCAAUUAUCAUUAGAUUUGUUCUAAAAGCUGUAAUUUAAAUAUCAGUAGAUUACUUUAAACUUUAAUUACAACUGUGUGUUUCUAAAUGUUACAUUCUGAACAGAGACGGUAAACAAAACUGAUUAAAAGCAGCUUUAUUUAUUUUUAUUUCUGCAAUUUUUACACAUCUUUGGUGGAUAGUUAAACUUCACCAUAUUCAUUAAUAAAGCAUUGAUUCAUAUGUAAGAAGCAAAUCUCUCAUUACUGAAACAGGUGAUAGAAGCCAUCUUUACAGAUGCAUUACACAAAAGAUUGAGAAAUUUUUUAUUAGCUGUAUUGCUACCCAACAUGUUUUGUUUUUCCACAAAAGAGAAAUCUUAUAGUUGUAUUCUAAAUGAAUAAAGUAUGUUUAAAUUGCCAGAAGGUAAGAAUAUAGUGCUAGAAAUCUAUCUUAUCUACUAAAACUCUUCUUUACUGUAAACUUUAACUGGGCAAAAUGGUGCAUCAUAGGAGAACAAUUUUUGAAACAAGGUACCUCAAAUGGUCUAAUUUACAGAAAGUGUCCGUAAUCUGGGAUCCAUGAUUCCUGACGGAAUGAGAUUAGGGAAAGUUGUGCUUUCUUCAGCUCUGGUCAUAAGAUGCUCAUUUUGAACAGUUAUUUGAAAUCAAUGAAAAAUUCCCAGCUACUUUAAUAUUCCGGGUGUUUAAAAAAUAUAGACAAUUUGAAGUCCAAAAAACAUGGAAGCACAAAUUCACUGCAGGGUGAGUUUAUAUUUUUUUAAAAAUUAUCAGUACGGAAUUUUUCUAAAAUAUUGAAUGAGGGAAAUUUUACAUUGCUUAACAGCACAUUGUUAACAACUUCUUGAAAGGCAGGCAAAUUUCAGACAGAGUUAAAGCUUGCUUAAUUUUGUUGAACCAGAUGCUCAGCUUUUAGAUUAAAACUAUACAGACUAAAAAUGUGCACUGAUGGAAGAAAACAAUCUGGAAAAAAACACCUAUCUGCUCUGUUUGACCAUGCUUUAAAUAAAAGCAGAAUUCAAAUUGAGGUGUUCAGAUGUACACAAUUUGCUGGUGAGAACAUUUUAUUUCACAAUGUAAUCUUUUUCAUAGGAUAAUUCUUCAAGCUCAUUUGCACUUGCCCAACUCCAACAUUCCUUUCUCAGGGUAUAAUGACCUGAAGCGAACACAACAUUCAACUUGUCAACUAGUUUCUGCUCCUUUUCUCAUGACACCAAUCAUUUGCCAUUGCUUUUUUCUCCAGCAAGCACUGCUUUCUUGGUCAUUCACUAGUAACUCAGCAAAUAUGUACAUAACUUUUUUUCCCCUACUGUUAACUACUUUUGCCAUUUUCAUACCCAUUCUAGGCAUAUGUUCAAUGCAGAUCUCUUUAAUGACCAGUGCUGUGACCUAGAGGUGGAGCUUUCGCCUCACAGUCAGGAGGCUGUGAGUUUGAUCCUAGGUAGAGGCUGAUAUUUGGAACAGACUCUCCUGCUUGAGCAAGGGGUUGGACUAGAAGACCUCCAAGGUCCCUUCCAACUCUGUUAUUCUAUUCUAAUGUCUCCCUUAAAAAAAACAGUACCAUGCUAUUGGUACAAUGCCUGAAAUUUUUUAAGCUGAUAUCUUUCAAAUUUAUCUUCUAUUAUAUGGCUGCAUUCUUUCAAGCAUUACAUAAACAAUAUGGCAAGUGCUAAAAAUCUAAUGUUCUACAUUAUGCUGCAGUAUUUCUCAACCUUGAUAAUUUUCAUAUGUGCGGACUUCAGUUCCCAGAGUUCUUCGGGAGGCUGGCAAGGGAAUUUUAGUAGUUGUAAUCCACAUGAAGUCCACCAAGAUUGAGAAAUUUGUACAAUUAAGCAGAAACUAAUCCCAGCAACAUAUUCAAACAUGAUUGUGUUUUCAGCACAUGAAUGAUUCAUUGAAUGAAGAUUGAAAAUAUGUUUUUUACCAACAAGAGCCUACAUUUUUACUCUCCCUGGCGUGUACACUCAAGAUACAAUGUACACCCGCGUUCAGGAAGAAAGGUAAAACUGCCAUUAUCAAAAGAAACAUGAGGAAGCAGGGUUGGUUAUGAAGGGGUUGCAACUGAAUUAAACUUCCUGGUUUGCUAAAUCUGUCUGCCAGCUGCGUUCUGGCUAUUUUGCAUCCCACCUGCUCCAGCUUCAGCUGCUAACUGCACAUGUGGGUGUUUUUUUUUUUUAUAAAUAAAAUGAUGGAACUGAGCCGAGUAUGCAACUUGCUGAGCAGAAAAACCUGAUGCGAUGGCUGCUGAGGGAAGAAAACCAGCUGCGUCCUACAUGCAGACCCCUGCAAGUCUGGAUCAAGGGGAAUCCCCUCUCCAUCCUCAGCAUCUUGAGACCUGGAGACCACAAUUCCAUAAUUCUCCACGCUGGGCUGCACGUGGAACCGCCGCUAGAUGGCGAUAGAGCAGUUUGGAAACCAACCUCUGGCUCUGGCCAAGACAAAAAUAUGCGCAAACACGUGGAGGAAGAAAAUAGA